Messenger RNA from Pieris rapae (cabbage white), 2402 nucleotides. RefSeq names its product metaxin-2. NCBI's taxonomy places the organism in Eukaryota, Metazoa, Arthropoda, Insecta, Lepidoptera, Pieridae. Gene Ontology annotation, biological process: mitochondrion organization. The record is from RefSeq and is a predicted model, not a curated record. Bases 117 to 1562 code for a protein of 481 amino acids. The transcript has 9 exons. Gene Ontology annotation, cellular component: SAM complex.
GUCUUAAGAAGUUUGAAUUUUGCGAUUUAGCUUCAUCGGAUAUUCGUCGAUUUUGUUUUGAAAUGCUUUAGAAUUAUACAUUUUACAAGAGAUUUAAUCCAGUAAAUUAAAUCACAAUGCCUGAAAUGUCUUUAAAAGAUUCAAUAAUUACAUCACUAAGCGCACAAGAACCCUGGCCAGACAAUGUGAAGUUGUUCCAGCCGUAUGAAGUCGAGCAAAUAUUGUUACCUGACAAUGCUAGUUGCUUAGCUGUACAAGCAUUUUUAAAGAUGUGUAAUCUCCCUUUUGAAGUAGAAAUGCGAUGGAAUGCAGAAUUUAUGUCUCCAUCUGGUCGGGUACCAUUCAUAAAAUGUGGAGCUUUUGUUGUAUCUGAGUUGGAGCCAAUAGUGCAGUUUGCAGCAAACAAGGGUGUUUCAUUAUGCAGCAAACUAAGCACAGAAGAGAGAGCUGAAAUGAGGGCUUAUAUGAGUCUGAUAACUAAUGUCUUGGUUAAUGCUGAGUUAUACAUUUCGUGGGUAGACCAGGACACAUACAAUACAGUGACUCGGAUUCGCAACUCAUCAGUUUACCCUUGGCCACUUGGUUGGAUCCAAACUCGGUCAAAACGUAAUGCUGUUAUUAAGCGAUUAAAAGCAUUGCAUUGGUAUGACAAGACAUUGGAACAGGUUUUGGCUGAUGUAGAGCAAUGCUGCAACUCACUCAGUCAACGUCUUGGGGAUAAAGACUAUUUCUUUGGAACAGCCACACCCCUUGACGCACUUGUUUAUGGACAUAUAAGAGCUCUGUUAUCCGCUGUGGGUCCUAAAGCGGCCUUACUCAUAAAACCUGUAACAAGCUGUCUCCUUAGACAUUUAUUACGGAUGACAGAUUUAACACAGAUGACUUUAAGGCCCCAAGAGGAGUACUUGGUGGCUCAGGGUUGCCACCUCUGUUCUCGUAGACAUUCCCCAGAAAGGUCAAUAUCGAGAACAAAACGAUCAAAAAUGUGCAUACGCAACCCUAGUCGGGACAAUGUUACAUACAAUAAGGAUGUUUUUGCAGGUUUUAAGCCAUUUGCAUCAAGACAAGUUAUAAUAAUGACAACUAAAAAUGGUACGAUUACAUGCGAAUAUGAAGGGCAGGAAAUGAGGCAAAUGGAAGAAUCGUACGAGUUCAUAAACGAUAUAAUAUAUGAUAUUAUUGAUAAAGUUGAUGAAAUAAUUUCUGAUAUCGACAAACAAUUUGAAUUUAUACCCUGCCCUAUUAUCGAUAAAAGUUAUAUUAAAGUUAACGAUUUUCUGGAUACGAUCGAAGAGAAUAGCGUUUCUAUAGAAACUGAGGAGGAUGUGUUGCAAGUUAUUGAUGAUAGCGAUGUUCUCGAUAAACAUGAAUCGGAUAUCGAUGAAAAAGCCAAUGAUAUGGAUUCUAGACCGACAGAACUUGACGCCCUAGUAUUUGGUCACGUGUUCACAAUAAUAACCACGCGUUUACCGUGCCGUAAACUCGCAGAUACAGUUCGUCGACAUGUUAGUUUGGUCGCGUUGGCUAAACGUGUGGACGAACAAUACUUCAAGCGCGCAUAGCCUGAGAUAUUCAAGGACAUCUCUACCGUAUUUCAGAGUCCUUGAAUCUUAUACCUGUCUCUUUCCAACGUACUAGUGGAAUAGUUUCGUCCUUUUCUCGGACCAUAAACUGUUUUGAAUCUGUGGGUGUUAUUGUUUUUAUGAUUUUGUAUCGAGAGAGUUAUGUUGUUGAAUAUAAAUAUUAUUUAUGAGUGCAAACUGCUGACAUACUUGUAUUAAUACAGUAUUUUCAUAUAAACUUUAAUGUACCGAAUAAAAUUAUAACCUUAUUUACCUUAUAUCCAGGCUUAGAAUAUUUGUCUAUGCAUUUCAAAUAUCUGUUUUUUAUAACCAGAAAAUUUAUCUUCUAUCAUGUAUUUAUUUUUCCAUAGAGAACAAUACUAAUGUAUACUUAGAAUUAGAUCUAUAAUAAUAUACCCUAAACAAAUGUUUAUGUUAAGUAGUCUUAAGUUAAUCGUAAAUUAACUCUGUACUUAUUAUGCAUUUGACAUUUUAACUAAAUAGGCAUUAAAUAUGCUUAGAAAUUAAAAAAAAACUUGCUUAGUGUAAGCAGCAGCACCUGUAUAUUAUAUCUGGCUUUUUACCACAGCCAUUUCUAUGCCUACAUGUAUUUGGGUCUGUGAAGCAGUUUGUCCUUACGUUUUAGGCUUCCGUUAACACAUUGUUAAUGGCAAUGCACAAAUUGUUCUAAGAUUUUUAAUUUGCAUGAUUUUCCUGCAAAUUAAUAAACUCCUGAAUUAACUUACAAAGUAGGCAAAAUUGUAUAUUAAUAAGCAUUUGUUAAGUUUAUAUUUGCAAGCAUUUUGUUAUUAGUAAUGAAAUUAAUAAAUAUAGUCACAC